Molecule: messenger RNA, 2458 nt
Organism: Phoenix dactylifera (date palm)
Lineage: Eukaryota; Viridiplantae; Streptophyta; Magnoliopsida; Arecales; Arecaceae
Source: RefSeq, a predicted model, not a curated record
AAAAGACAUCUAAUGAAUUAAAAACUUCGAUGGCUAAGUGUGGGGUGCAGCAAGCACCACCCCUGUUAGGAUGUCUAGCAAUUAUUAUUUAUUGUCAGGAAGCUUCCAAGACUUUUUAUUUUCCAAGUGGAAGUCUUCCGAGUCGUCUUGGCUGGUAUUUGAUGCCCUGCAAUUAUUUCCUUCUGAACCUCACGCCUAGCGGUCUUUGUGGGCGAUUUCAUUUCCACUUGUCAUCUUCUGACGAUGCCUUUGCUGAAGGGUUAGAUCGGCCAAGCCAAGACAAGCAGUCUAGUCGGAAAAGUCAUUCGAAAAGACUUCCAGACAAGCUCAUCCAUCGCAAAGGCCCCUCUAUUUCCAUUAUCUUCUCCCGGUUUUUUUCUCAAGUCAUCAUGGCAGCAUCCAUCGUGCUUCCGUUCCUCGUUCUUCUCUUAGCGUGCUCUUCCCUCUCUGUUGGUAUCGAUUUUACCUACAAUGGUUUCAAACCAGCCACCAGUCUGAGCUUAGAUGGCUAUGCUCGCAUCACAUCCGAUGGCGUGCUUCAGCUCACCAAUGACACUAGCAAAGUGACGGGCCAUGCCUUCUUGUCCUCACCAAUUCAAAUGCUGCUCAACACUCGCUCCAUGACGCCGACUACAAUCUCCUUCAGCACCACCUUCGUCUUCGACAUCAUCACUGUUGGGAACGGAGGCGGCCAUGGCUUGGCCUUCGCAGUGGCCCCUACAAAGACUCUCGAAGGCAGUUGUUGCCACUACCUUGGCCUCCUCAAUAAGAGUAGCAAUGGAAAUUCUUCCAACCAUGUCUUUGCGGUGGAGUUUGACACCGUUCAGGGAUCUGAUCAGUUCAAGGACAUCGAUGACAACCACGUUGGUGUCGAUAUAAACAGCCUUGUUUCCAAUGUUUCGAAAACUGCCUCGUACUACACUAAUAAUUCCAAGAUGGUGGAUUUUGAACUGGAGAGUGGGCAGCCAAUUCAGGCCUGGAUAGACUACGAUGGUGUUGCAAAAAUUUUGAAUGUGACCAUUUCUCCCAUCUCUGUAGGCAAACCAAGACGACCUCUCAUAUCAUACGCCAUCGAUCUGUCUUCAAUUCUUAAGGAGUACAUGUAUGUUGGUUUCUCUGCAUCGACGGGGAAGCUCUCGAGUUCUCAUUACAUCUUGGGAUGGAGCUUUCGGACCAAUGGAGUGGCGCGCUCCCUUGAUGUAUCUCACCUACCCCUUCCUCCACAACCAGCGAAAUCUUCGUCGACUUCCAAAGCCUCUGGAAUCAAAAUUGGGGUCAUAUCUUCUCUUGCCACCCUUCUCUUGGUGGCGGUUGCAUUCUCUGUUUCCUGGCAGUCAUGGCGGAGGGCAAAGCUUGCAGAGACUCUUGAGGACUGGGAAUUAGAUUAUCCUCAUAGGAUCCCAUAUAAGGACCUUUACAAGGCAACCAAAGGAUUCCAAGAGACCGGGCUCCUCGGGUCGGGUGGCUUCGGCCUUGUGUACAAGGGAACCCUACCACGCACUGGAGAAGAAGUUGCAGUCAAGAAGAUCUCUAGUAAUUCCAGGCAAGGAGUGAGAGAAUUCAUAGCAGAGGUGGCGUGCUUGGGCCGCAUGAGGCACAGGAACUUGGUGCAGCUCCAAGGAUGGUGCAAGCGAAACGAAGACCUCCUUCUGGUCUAUGAGUUCAUGCCCAAUGGCAGCCUUGACACCUUCCUCUUCGAAAGUGAGAAGUGUGGGCUGUUGAGUUGGGAUCAACGGUUUAAGAUCCUCAAGGGAAUUGCUUUGGGACUCGUCUACCUACACGAAGAAUGGGAGCAAGUUGUUGUCCACAGAGACAUCAAGUCUAGCAAUGUUCUAUUGGAUGCUGACAUGAAUGGAAGGUUGGGCGACUUCGGUCUUGCUAGAUUGUACGAGCGUGGCAAGAAUUCUCACACGACACGUGUGGUUGGAACCUUAGGAUACAUUGCACCAGAACUGUCGCGCACCGGCAAACCCAUGGCCAGUUCGGAUGUCUUUGCUUAUGGUAUAUUGCUUUUAGAAGUGGCGUGCGGUCGCAGGCCAAUCGAGCCCACUGCUCAAACGGAACAGCUACUUCUGAUGGACUGGGUGAGGGAGUGCAAACUAAGAGGCCAGCUAUUGGAGGUUGUGGAUCCCAAGCUUGGGGAGUCCUAUGUGAGGGAGGAAGUUGAGCUGGUACUUAAGCUAGGACUGGUUUGUUCUCAGUCCAUUCCAGAGGUCAGGCCUACCAUGAGGCAGGUGAUCCAAUAUCUCAACGGGGAUGACAGUCUCGCAGAUGAUAUGGCCCUUGUGUUCUCAGAAACUGAUUCUUUGGCAUCACGCUUCUCAUAUCCUUCAUCCUUUGAUCCGGUGUCUUCCAACUCCCUCAGCGGAGUUGGGCAGAUGUGAGAGGGUUCCAUGACCAGUAUGUACAAAGGCUUUCACGGGUGCUUUCGACUUCUUGUUAGUUUAUGGCAUGCAUG